GGCCACUGGUGGAAGAGGGUCGAAUCAUAGUGAAUUCUUUCCCUGAUUUUCGUAUAAAUGGGACUCUGUAUGGCUGGGAUAAUUAUAUUCGUUCAUUGUUUAUCUGGUUAAAAACAAAUUCACCAGAAAUGUAGAAAUGUAUAAUACUAAAAUGUUACAUUCAGUUAAUGGGUGCUUGCAAACUCCUCGUGAGUGAUAAAGAUAUCAACAUUUGCAAAGUUCGAAUUGACUGAAGACAGAAAAAAUAUACAUAUACUCCAUAAAACCUAAGAAAGAAAUAUAACUCUGUCAUUCCCAAAAAUAUGAAAAUGUAAGAAAAUAAUACCUUAUUUUUGGAACAACAAAAUUAAUUGAUGCUUGUGUUAUAAACAUCUGCCUUCCAUGUAUAGUAGCAUCUAGAUCCUCAAACAAGUAUUAUCCAAAGACGUCCGAGGUAGAGGAGCAUCUAGUUUCGACUUGCGGUCUAGAACGGAUCCUGAAAAACACGAAAAGAAACCAGACGGUGUUCUCUAACGGAUCUCCGUCUCUUAACCUGACACCGGACAUAAAAGAGAACCGCAAGAAGAAAGUGGGGAGUAAAAGAAAAUAAAUAAUUAAAAUUCGCCAAAUCGGCUUCCGGCUCAACCUCGGCGCAAUAAUGACGUCACAGCCGGCAGCUCACUUCCUGCUCAGAAUCUUCUUCGUCUUGGCGGUCGCCGCCUUCUCGCUGGCCCACGCUCGACCCGAGGAGCAGGUGGACUUCGACACCUUCCCCCAGGACGAGCCCUUGGACCCUCACAUGCUCGAGGAAUUCGAAGAGGUCGUGACGUCAGCGCCUUUGGAGGAGGAGCAAGAAGGGGCGGUGGUGGAGGAGGAGGAGGAGGAGGUGGUCCCGCGGCCUUAUCCCGUGCAUGACGUAAGGAUCUACCCGAAGAAGGUGACGGACGAGACUUACCCGAAGAAGUUCCAGGAGGGCGUCGCCGCGCAGGAGAAGCCCGUGUCGGAGCCCGAGCAGGCCUCUGAGGAGCCCCUGCCCGAGGAGGAGGUUCAGCCCGAGGCUCCCGACGCCGCCGAAGUCCCGGAGGACCAGGUGGAGGAGACAGCCUCGCCUCAGCCGGAAACGGAGGAGGAGGCCAUCGAGGAGGAGCCCGUCGAGGCCGCAGCGGAGGAGGAAGGCCCGGCCGAGGAGCCCCCAGCUGAGGAGGAAGAGGCGGCGGCCGAGGAGGAGGCGGCGCCUAUGGAGGACGAGACGGCGGUCGAGGAGGAGGCGGAGGCCGGAGGGCAGUCCCCCAGGUCAGACGUGGAGGAGGACGACGGCCCUCUGGAGUACCACCCGGAGCCAGCGCCCGAGGAGAGCGGGCCCCAGGAGUACCACCCGGAGCCGGAGGAGCCCGCCAAGAACGAGACGCAGGUGGAGCAGCCGGAGGACGCGCAGGAGCCCGUGGUCAUGCCGGUGACCGAGGGCAAGAACCGCAGCGGGCAGGACGCCGUCAGCAGCAACGACCUGCCGAAGGAGCUGAUGCCCAUCCACCCCGGCGGAGGCUCCAAGUUCGAGGACCUGGAGCAGGAGCGGCUGGACAAGACCAAGAUGUCGCAGACGAAGGUGGACGACGACGACGCGGAGAACGGGAACGGCCACAACGCGGAGGGACUUUACAGCUCCUGCAGCGGCCUCCUCGCCUCGCUCCUCCUCGCCCCCCUCGCCGCUGUCCUCGUCAGAACCUUAGUCUAGGUCCUUAGAGUCUAAGAAGUUGUUCUGGAUGUUAUAAAUUCCAGCUUUUAGCCAGAUAAGAAAUACAAAAAAGAUACUAAAAAAAUGUUAUGUAUGUAGAAUUCAUGUAAAGUUAAGAACAGACCGCUAGAGGGCAGAACUAGUCACGUAGGAUGUUCUGAAGCACAAUCCACAUUUAGAACUUCGUAUUAAUAAGUGUUCAUAAUCUUUUUUGUAAUAUAUAUUCUUUUAGAUCUACAUGUAAUAUAUAUAUAAUCUUGUGUUUGGAAAUAUAAAAUUAUGAUAUA
Molecule: messenger RNA, 1998 nt
Organism: Penaeus chinensis
Lineage: Eukaryota; Metazoa; Arthropoda; Malacostraca; Decapoda; Penaeidae
Product: protein TsetseEP-like
Exons: 5
Coding region: 638-1711 (357 amino acids)
Source: RefSeq, a predicted model, not a curated record